AUGGCCUUCGCCUUCAUGCAGCGCCGCGUGGCCAUCGUGUGGGUCUUGUCCUUGUUGACCAUCCUCCUGUUCUUCGUCUUCCUGCACCGGGAUGCCGCCAUAUCCAAAGCCGCGAGCUGGGGCUUCCCCGGCAUGGCCGACACGGACGAGUCCCUCGCCUCGACGUCUGACCCGUCCCCCGCCUCUACGUCCGAUCCGUCACCCCUGCCACCCCUCUUCUCGACCUGGACCGACGACGUGCGCCGCGUCGCCAUCCUCGAGACGGGCGGGACCCACGAUGAGGUGACGGCCGCGCUGGUGCACGCCUUCGGCGGUGUGGACAAGGUGGAGCUGACGAUGAUGCUCAAGCGCCAGCGCUACAAGAUGGAGGACAUCAUGGCCGCCUUCGACCUCGUCUCCCCCGUCAGCAAGGUGGCCUCGUCCGACGACUUUCCCGGCCUGGUGGGCCACACCGACAGGCCGCAGGCCCACGUCCUCGUCUCCACCACCUGCCUCCUCGACACCAGCGUCCACCCGGCCGCCUUCCGACGCAUCCUCGACAGGACCGACACCCACCUCAUCUGCCUCGUCCACCACGCCGACCGCUGGGAGGAGGGCGAGUCCAUCGACCUGAUCCGCGACUUCGCCGCCCAGGGCCGCGCGGACUUCCUCGGCCUCAGCCCCCACACCGUGCAGUACCUGCGCGACGUCACCCUGAAGAAGUGGGGCACCCAGGCCGACGCCGUCACCACCCGCGUCCUGCCCCCCGUCUUCCCCGUCGCCAGCCUCCCGGAACCCCACGGGUCCGCCCUCGGCGCCGGCGGCAUCAACCUGGCCCUGCAGGGGGACUACUCGUCCGGCCGUCGCGACUACGUCCACACCUUUGAGCAGCUGGCCGGCCUGAUGGACGAGCUGGCCGGGAAGAAGAGCGACGGCGUCGACCAGACCGAGACGGACGAGAAGGGCCAAGAGAGGGGAGACACCGUCACCCUCCACCUCAUCGGCCACGGCAACAAGCCCGACGUGCCCGACAACCUGACCGGCAACGUCGUCUUCGACGAGGACCUCUCGUACCCGGACUUCUACCGCGUCCUGUCCGAGGCCUUUGCCGUGCUGCCGGCCUUCGCGUCAGACGAGUACCUCGACCGCAAGGCCUCGUCCACCGUCCCCGCCGCCCUGAUCGCCGGCGCACCCAUGGUCGCCACCCAGGCCAUCCUGGACGCCUACUCCUACCUGCCCCGCGACGCCGUGUGGCUCUCCGAGCCUGACGAGGACGAGAUGGACACGAUCCGGAGGUUCAUCGGCGACGAGGCCGCCUACCUCGAGAGGGCUACCAAGAUGCGCGAGGGACGCGCUCGCAUCCUAGAGGAGAAUCGUGUCCAUGUAGGGGAGUGGAUCGAUGAGAUUCUGGCAAAGAAGCCUUGA
Messenger RNA from Geosmithia morbida, 1404 nucleotides. RefSeq lists its product as uncharacterized. The record is from RefSeq and is a predicted model, not a curated record. Lineage: Eukaryota; Fungi; Ascomycota; Sordariomycetes; Hypocreales; Bionectriaceae. Bases 1 to 1404 code for a protein of 467 amino acids. The transcript has a single exon.